Cynara cardunculus var. scolymus (artichoke) is the source of this 977-nucleotide messenger RNA. Its product is annotated as mitogen-activated protein kinase kinase 5-like. NCBI's taxonomy places the organism in Eukaryota, Viridiplantae, Streptophyta, Magnoliopsida, Asterales, Asteraceae. The coding region runs from base 1 to 963 and encodes 320 amino acids. The transcript has a single exon. Gene Ontology annotation, cellular component: cytoplasm. Gene Ontology annotation, biological process: protein phosphorylation. The record is from RefSeq and is a predicted model, not a curated record. Gene Ontology annotation, molecular function: ATP binding; protein serine/threonine kinase activity.
AUGAAGCCCAGCCAUCAGAAUACUCGUCCUCGCCUUCGCCCUCACCUAAGCCUAAGCCUACCUUUGCCCCAACGCCAACCCCAGGUAGCCCUUCCACUUCCUCUCCCACCCUCCUCCGCCCAACCCCUCGACUUCUCCCAACUCGAUCGCCUCAAUAGAAUCGGCAGCGGCAGCGGUGGUACAGUCUACAAAGUCCUCCAUCGUCCCACCCAUACUCUCUUCGCACUCAAAGUCAUCUAUGGAAACCACGAUGAUGAUGUCYGCCGUCAGAUCYGUCGUGAAAUUGAGAUCCUACGUGGUGUCGAUAACCUUAAUGUCGUCAGGUGUCAUGACAUGUCCGAUCAUGCCGGUGAGAUCCAGGUUCUUCUUGAGUACAUGGACCGUGGAUCCCUUGAAGGCAUGCACAUGUCCAAUGAACCCUCUUUGGCCGAUCUCACCCRUCAGGUUCUCUCGGGUCUCUACUACCUUCACGGCCGUAAGAUCGUCCACCGAGACAUCAAACCCUCCAAUCUAUUAAUCAAUUCCAGAAAACAAGUCAAGAUUGCGGAUYUCGGGGUUUCCACCAUCUUGGCACAAACCAUGGAUCCUUGUAAUUCUGCCGUGGGUACCAUUGCUUACAUGAGCCCUGAAAGAAUAAACACAGAUUUGAACCAAGGAAGAUACGACGGAUGUGCCGGAGAUAUCUGGAGCGUGGGUGUCAGCAUUUURGAAUUCUACAUGGGGCGUUUUCCUUUUGCGGUAGGAAGAGGGAGUGAUUGGGCAAGCCUUAUGUGUGCCAUCUGUAUGUCCCAGCCACCGGAAGCGCCGGCAACAGCGUCUCRUGAGUUUCGGGAUUUUGUGUCAUGCUGUUUGCAGAUGGAUCCUGCGAGGAGGUGGACGGCGGCACAGUUGUUGCGCCACCCCUUCGUGAYGGGGGCAAGAAGCGUUAGGCAUUACGAUGAGGUGCAAUAUCCAACAUAUUAACUACUUCCUCCACC